Molecule: messenger RNA, 1299 nt
Organism: Aspergillus fischeri NRRL 181
Lineage: Eukaryota; Fungi; Ascomycota; Eurotiomycetes; Eurotiales; Aspergillaceae
Product: putative glycosyl hydrolase, family 18
Exons: 4
Coding region: 1-1299 (432 amino acids)
Biological process (GO): chitin catabolic process; carbohydrate metabolic process
Cellular component (GO): extracellular region
Molecular function (GO): chitin binding; chitinase activity
Source: RefSeq, a predicted model, not a curated record
AUGCUUAAAUUCCUCCUCAUCAGCGCUGUUGUCAUCCAGUAUGUGGUGGGAUUGAGAUUUGCCAUGUAUAUCGAUGAAUACCACACCAUCGAUCUCCCAGGCUUGGACCAAACCCAGGGCAUAACCCACGCGAUCAUGGCCUUUGCAAACUCUACUAUGUUUAAUUCCGAUGCCCCUGCCCAGUUUACGCCCUUUGAGCCUGUUGAAACCAUGCGCAAGCGCUUUGGAACUGACACUAAAGUCAUGAUUGCAAUUGGGGGCUGGGGUGAUACCUCUGGUUUCUCUGAGGGGGCAAAAGAUGAAGCAUCCCGCACACGUUAUGCACGCAAUGUUGCGGAUAUGAUCAACUCCUUGGGCUUUGAUGGCGUCGAUAUUGAUUGGGAGUACCCUGGCGGCAAUGGAGACGAUUACAGGCAAGUUCCUGACAGCCAGAAGACUAGUGAAAUUGAGACCUACCCUCUAUUUCUGCAAGCUAUCCGUCAAGCCAUUGGUCGAAACAAGAUCCUCUCAAUCGCCGUUCCUGGUAAAUGCACUGAUAUGGUCGCUUUUACUAAGGAGCAAGGUCCUAAGAUCUGGCCAUCUGUGGAUAUGGUGAAUAUCAUGUCAUAUGAUCUUAUGAACCGCCGUGAUAAAGUCACAAACCACCACACAAGUGUUUUGGGCUCACUCAACACGAUUAAGGCCUAUGAAGAGAUUAGCCUUGAUACUACGAAGAUUAACUUAGGUUUUGCUUACUAUGCUAAGUGGUUUAUGACAGAUCCUAACUCAGACUGUGAUAACCACCCGCUUGGAUGUGCAGUAGUGGCUCUAGAGAAUUCAGAUGGUACAGAUGCAGGUACAUCUGGAGUAUUAACUUUUGAGAAGAGAACUAUGGCGCCUGCUCCAGAAAACCUGAAAAUCUCUACAGAUGGAGCCUGUGGCUUUAUUCAGAAGACUAAGUGUCCGGAAGGUUUAUGCUGUAGUCAGUAUGGCUAUUGUGGGAGCAGUAAGAACUUCUGCCAAGCUAGCUGUCUGUCUGAUUAUGGUGAGUGCAAAGGCAUCUCAGUCAUUGGCUCAUGGCGUCGUGCUUGCAAGAAUGGCAAGACAGAUGAACAGGCUGGUGGACAGUACUACUGGGAUGACCAGGCCAACCUCUUCUGGACUUGGGACACGCCUGCCAUCAUUAAGCGCAAGUUCAAGGAUAUUGUGGAUACGGAAAAGCUAGGUGUGGUGAUGGCCUGGAGUCUGGGUGACGAUACCCUAAGCUGGGAGCAUUUAAAGGCCAUGCAGGCGGGUGUAAAGGGGAUCAGGUGUCAUUGA